Oncorhynchus tshawytscha (Chinook salmon) is the source of this 1231-nucleotide messenger RNA. RefSeq names its product troponin I type 2a (skeletal, fast), tandem duplicate 2 (gene tnni2a.2). Gene Ontology annotation, cellular component: troponin complex. NCBI's taxonomy places the organism in Eukaryota, Metazoa, Chordata, Actinopteri, Salmoniformes, Salmonidae. The record is from RefSeq and is a predicted model, not a curated record. Gene Ontology annotation, biological process: muscle contraction. Bases 507 to 992 code for a protein of 161 amino acids. The transcript is spliced from 6 exons.
CAUACUCUGAAGGUAAGGAAUCCCACUCAGCCCUUCCUUCAAUGUGUCCUCAAGUCGUAAGCAUACUCUGAAGGUAAGGAAUCCCACUCAGCCCUUCCUUCAAUGUGUCCUCAAGCCGUAAGCAUACUCUGAAGGUAAGGAAUCCCACUCAGCCCUUCCUUCAAUGUGUCCUCAAGCCGUAAGCAUACUCUGAAGGUAAGGAAUCCCACUCAGCCCUUCCUUCAAUGUGUCCUCAAGCCGUAAGCAUACUCUGAAGGUAAGGAAUCCCACUCAGCCCUUCCUUCAAUGUGUCCUCAAGCCGUAAGCAUACUCUGAAGGUAAGGAAUCCCACUCAGCCCUUCCUUCAAUGUGUCCUCAAGCCGUAAGCAUACUCUGAAGGUAAGGAAUCCCACUCAGCCCUUACUUCAAUGUGUCCUCAAGCCGUAAGCAUACUCUGAAGGUAAGGAAUCCCACUCAGCCCUUCCUUCAAUGUGUCCUCAAGCCGUAAGCAUACUCUGAAGAGUUGUAUGCUGGCAGUUGCUAAGGAUUUGCUCGAAGCUGAAGCAUUAGAGAAAGUUAAAGAGCGGGAGAGAUACAUGGAAGAGAACUGCCCCCCUCUGGAGAUGUCCCACUCCAAGGAUGAUUUGGUGGACCUUUGCACAAAGAUGUACGACAAAAUUAAUGUGAUUGAUGAGGAGAGAUACAACUUAGAAUACAAAGCAGUCAUGGUUUGCAAUGAGGUUAUAGACCUAAACAUAAAAAUCGUUGACAUGAGGGGCAAGUUCAAGAAGCCAGCCCUGAAGAAAGUGCGUAUGUCUGCUGAUGCUAUGCUCCAGGCUCUGCUGGGCUCCAAGCACAAGGUGACCAUGGAUCUGAGAUCCAACCUGAAACAAGUGAAGAAGGACGAGAAGAAAGAGGAUAAGGAUUUGCGUGACGUUGGUGACUGGCGUAAGAACAUUGACGACAAGGCAGGCAUGGACGGCAGGAAGAAGAUGUUUCAGGGAGAUUCUUAGAUCAUUGGGAUGUGUUUGUGUGAUGUGGCUGACUACUGUCCUGUAAUGUCUAGCUGUCAACCACAUACUGAUAUGCAUUACAACUAAUAUCAUAACUAUGUAAUACAUCUUUGUUUCUUUUGAAGACAGAAAGAGACAGAAGGAAACAGAAACAAGAUGUGUGUAAUUGUUUGACAGUUGGUUUACUGUAGUAGAGGUAAAAGUGGACAACUUUUCUAAUAAAUGGCCUUUAAAGGAAA